AUGAAAUUGAUCUUAAGCUUUGUUAUAGGUUUUCUUGUUUAUGUGCCAAACUAUUCGAUAGCACAGUAUGAAUUCCUGAAGAAUGUGGAACAGUGGCCUCCAGCGACAUGUCUCCGAACCAAACCAAACACAAAGUGUAUCAGACAUCCAAAGAAUUUUACAUUGCACGGGCUUUGGCCCAGCAACAGCAGCAGCAGCAGUGAUCCUGAAACCUGCACUCGAACCCCAUUUAAAAGUACUUUGAUCCAUACUUUAUUUCCUAGAGUCAAUGUUUCAUGGCCGGAUAUCACCAAGGGAAAAGAAGAGAGUUUUUGGGCUCAUGAAUGGUCAAAGCAUGGGACUUGUUCAGAAGUCAAGUUUAAUAUGUUGGAGUAUUUUACUCGUGCCUUAGAUAUAAAAGAUAAGGUUUACAUUUUAAAAGCACUUAACGAUGCCAACAUUAAACCAGAUUCAAUAAAACAGCAUCCUAUAUUAGAGAUUAAGAAAGCCAUAGCCAAGGUUACUGGAAAAGAUCCUGAACUUCGCUGUUUUCAGUUAGACAAUAAACCAGAAGUGUAUCUCCAUGAAAUUGGGCUGUGUCUAGAUUUCGAUGGUAUUAACUUCAUCAAUUGUCCUCCAAGGCCCAAAGAUAAUGCUGUUUCCGUUUGUUCUAAUAACAACGCACAUGUAUUCUUACUACCACUGUAA
Molecule: messenger RNA, 687 nt
Organism: Lathyrus sativus (Indian pea)
Lineage: Eukaryota; Viridiplantae; Streptophyta; Magnoliopsida; Fabales; Fabaceae
Source: the annotation of a GenBank genome assembly